Molecule: messenger RNA, 519 nt
Organism: Chanos chanos (milkfish)
Lineage: Eukaryota; Metazoa; Chordata; Actinopteri; Gonorynchiformes; Chanidae
Gene: gpx9
Product: glutathione peroxidase 9
Exons: 5
Biological process (GO): response to oxidative stress
Molecular function (GO): glutathione peroxidase activity
Source: RefSeq, a predicted model, not a curated record
AUGGAGAAUCUGGACGGUCAAACUGUACCCCUCAGUAAUUACAGGGGCAAAGCUGUUCUUAUUGUCAACGUGGCCACCUUCUGAGGGUCCACCAUCGAAGAGUAUCAUCGGUUGAAUGCACUCAUGGACAUGUUUGGUCACCUCAACUUCACUGUCCUUGGAUUCCCAUGCAAUCAGUUUGGUCUCCAAUCACCAGAAACAAACCACGAGACUCUCAACGUGCUGAAGUAUGUCAGACCAGGAGGGGGGUUUGACCCAAAGUUCCCAGUGUUUGGUAAAAUCGAAGUCAAUGGGUUAAAUGAAGAUCCAUUGUUCACAUACCUAAAGGAGUCUUUACCAUUUGUAAACCCUGUGAUAGGAGACAUUAGGAAAUUGUUUUGGUCUCCAAUCAAAGUCAAUGACAUAAGAUGGAACUUUGAGAAGUUUCUCAUUACUGCGGAAGGCAUGCCAUACAAAAGGUAUGAACUGCACUGUCCAAUUGAGCAAGUGGAGAGCGAUAUAGCCCAGCUGCUGCAUUAG